CAAAGUCCAGGGCAAGUGAAGAGUUCGCUCCAGCUGCGAGCCUGACUUCUGCAAGUCCAUCGAGAGACGGCGCAGCGAAAGCGGUCGUGGAAACCCUCCGAACAUCACUCAGGUUCGAGAAGCGAGCAGCUCUUCGUUGCGCCUGGCUGCGAUCUUUUGCCGGUGCGAUUUUGGGUAUUACGUUCGUACUGUUGCGGGUGAUGGGACCGAGCUGGGGUGGAGUCGUGAGCAAUGACGUGUUAAGUGCUGGUAGUCGUUUGUUGAUUGAGGAGAAGCUCAACAGUUGGGCUGAUGGCUGGUAAAGCUGCCCAAUCUGUGGUGAAGACCAUUGCAGAGUACCAAUACCCGUGGCGGGAGAAGUUGGUGAAAUACAGGAGCGAGCUGUCCAAGGGCGUGUGGGGGUAUUGGGAGUUGGGAGCAUGGAAGCCACUGGGAAUCAGCGCACGUCGCCGAGCUAGGCUACGCAAGGAAGUCCUACUUGCAGGUGAAGAUUGGCCAUAUGACCCUGAGAGGAAAGAGAUGAGAACCAAGAGGAAAGGGCACAAGUGCGACAGGAUAGCCGCCGAGAAACGGGAGAACACCGCAAGACUGAUGGAGAAAAUGCCGGAUUUGUUGCAGGCCUACAAGAAGCGGAGAUGGGAGAAGAAGAUGAAGGAAGAAGACAAGAAAUAGUCACAAUUUCGUUCAGUCUUCUCGCUUCCCGGCUAUUGUGAUGUUAGCUGUAUGGUAAAAAUCUUUGGUGAUAAUAAUCCUUGCUCACUCGGAUCCAAUUUUGGCCUUUUAUCUUGUGUUUUCAGAUUUAUAGAUCAAAUUAACUGAAUGGAUUAGGCGUAGGCUUCUUGUCA
This is a messenger RNA of Eucalyptus grandis, 845 nucleotides long. RefSeq lists its product as uncharacterized. Bases 292 to 672 code for a protein of 126 amino acids. Lineage: Eukaryota; Viridiplantae; Streptophyta; Magnoliopsida; Myrtales; Myrtaceae. The transcript has 3 exons. The record is from RefSeq and is a predicted model, not a curated record.